Molecule: messenger RNA, 9255 nt
Organism: Coregonus clupeaformis (lake whitefish)
Lineage: Eukaryota; Metazoa; Chordata; Actinopteri; Salmoniformes; Salmonidae
Product: fibrillin-2-like
Exons: 64
Coding region: 241-8940 (2899 amino acids)
Molecular function (GO): calcium ion binding
Source: RefSeq, a predicted model, not a curated record
CUAUAGUUCAAUAUCCCAUUCUGGGGCACAUAUUGCAUUUCAAAUUCGGACUCGCGGAUCCUCGACUUCAAGGCACUGCAACAAUUCCCCCCACCCUGAAGUGCACACAGGGACUUGGACAGGUCCACAUAGACGUGUGUGUGUAGCUCGCCCCAGGUGACGUCAACGAAGAGUAAGAGGAAGUGACAUCAUCCAGUUGUCUUCAGCAGCAGGGCUACGCAGAGCCACACAAAGCAGCCAAUGGGAGCAGGGAAGCUGGCCCGGGUGCUGCUGGGAUGGGCGGCCGUGUACUGGGCUUCAGUCCACACGGCGUACGGCCAGGCGGGUGCGGGAGACGGAGGGUACCAAGCCAGCCGCUUCACGGGGAAGGUGGACGAGAGGGAGGUGCAGAGGGUUCGACGGAGAGGACAGGAGACACUCAGAGGGCCCAAUGUGUGUGGCUCUCGCUUCCACUCCUACUGUUGCCCUGGCUGGAAGACUCUGCCUGCAGGGAAUCAGUGUAUCGUCCCGAUCUGCCGUAACUCGUGCGGUGAUGGCUUCUGCUCCAGACCCAACAUGUGCACCUGCGGCAGCGGCCAUCUCUCCCCCAGCUGUGGGGCCGGAGCCGGAGUGCAGAGCUGUAACGUCAGGUGUAUGAAUGGAGGCAGCUGCCAGGAAGACUCCUGCUCCUGUCAGAAGGGCUACACCGGCAAUCACUGUGGACAGCCUGUGUGUGAGAAUGGUUGCCAGAACGGAGGGCGCUGUAUUGGGCCCAACAGAUGUGCCUGUGUCUAUGGCUUCACUGGCCCGCAGUGCGAGAGAGACUACCGGACUGGGCCCUGCUUUACACAGGUCAACAACCAGAUGUGCCAGGGCCAGCUGAGUGGCAUUGUGUGCACCAAGACCCUGUGCUGUGCCACCAUCGGACGGGCAUGGGGACACCCCUGUGAGAUGUGCCCCGCCCAGCCUCACCCCUGUCGCCGAGGCUUCAUCCCCAACAUCCGCAGCGGCGCGUGCCAGGAUGUGGAUGAGUGUCAGGCCAUCCCCGGGCUGUGUGCAGGAGGUAACUGUAUCAACACAGUGGGCUCCUAUGAGUGUAAAUGUCCCGCGGGCCAUCGCCAGAGUGACACCAGCCACAAGUGCGAAGAUAUUGACGAGUGCAGCACUAUCCCAGGUGUGUGUGACGGAGGUGAAUGCACCAACACAGCCGGCAGCUACGUCUGCACCUGUCCCCGUGGUUACAUCACAAGCACUGACGGUGCCAGAUGUGUAGACCAGCGUGUGGGCACGUGUUUCUCGGCGUUGGCGAGCGGGCGCUGUGCGGGCGACCUGCAGGGCCAGUAUACCAAGAUGCAGUGCUGCUGUGACACGGGCCGCUGCUGGGCAUCUGGACAGAUCCCUGAGAUGUGCCCUGUCAGGGGAUCCGAUGAGUACAGAAGGCUGUGCAUCGAAGGGGUGCCCCAUGGCACAGGUAACGGAGGUUUCCCCCACGGAGGCUUCCCCAAUGGUGGCGGCUAUCCCAACGGUGGCGGCAACGGUCACGGUUACAGCUAUGGCUACAAACUCAACCCCAACGGGCCUAACGGAAACGGUCACCGUGGCAACGGGGGAGGAAUCGGAGGAGGAGGAAUCGGAGGAGGGGGACAGGGAGGAGGAGGCAAUGGUUUUGGAGGAAACGGCGGCGGCCGUAAUAUCGUCCCUGUGUCAGUCAAUGAGACCGUUGACGUGUGUAAACAUUUCACCAACCUGUGUUUGAACGGCCGCUGUAUCCCCACCCCGACCAGCUACCGCUGUGAAUGUAACAUGGGCUACAGACAGGAUGUACGCGGGGAGUGUAUUGAUGUGGAUGAGUGUGUCAGCAACCCCUGUGUCAACGGAGACUGUGUCAACACACCUGGAUCGUACCACUGCAAGUGUCACGAAGGCUACCAGGGAACCCCCACCAAACAGGCCUGCAUUGAUAUUGAUGAGUGCAUCGUAAACGGAGUGAUGUGUCGUAACGGACGUUGUGUCAACACUGACGGAAGCUUCCAGUGCAUCUGCAACGCUGGCUUUGAGCUCACUCCUGAUGGGAAGAACUGCAUAGAUCAUGAUGAGUGUGCCACCACCAACAUGUGUCUCAAUGGAAUGUGUAUCAACGAGGACGGAAGCUUCAAGUGUAUCUGCAAACCUGGCUUCGCCCUGGCACCUAACGGACGUUACUGCACAGACAUUGAUGAGUGCCAGACACCAGGCAUCUGUAUGAAUGGACGAUGUAUCAAUUCUGAGGGCUCCUUCCGCUGUGAGUGCCCACCGGGCCUGGCCAUCGACGUGGAUGGGAGAGUGUGUGUCGACACACACAUGCGUACCACCUGCUACGGUGCCAUCAAGAUGGGCACGUGCUCGCGGCCCUUCCCUGGCGCCGUCACCAAGUCUGAGUGCUGCUGUGCCAGUCCUGAACACGGCUUCGGAGAGCCUUGCCAACCCUGUCCUGCCCGCAACUCAGCUGAGUUCCAGGCAGUGUGCAGCAGUGGGAUUGGCAUUACUGCUGACGGCAGAGACAUCAACGAGUGUGCCUUGGACCCAGACAUCUGUCAGAACGGCAUGUGUGAGAACCUGAGAGGGAGCUACCGCUGCAUCUGUAACAUCGGCUACGAGUCCGACUCCAGCGGCAAGAACUGCGUGGACAUCAAUGAGUGCCUAGUGAACCGUCUGCUGUGUGACAAUGGCCUGUGUAGAAACACCCCCGGCAGCUACUCCUGCUCCUGUCCCAAAGGCUUCGUCUUCAAACCUGACUCUGAGACUUGUGAAGAUAUCAACGAGUGUGAGUCCAGCCCGUGUGUCAACGGAGUCUGCCGCAACAUCGCCGGGUCCUUCAACUGCGAGUGUUCCCACGGCAGCAAGCUGGACUCCACCAACACCAUCUGCGUGGACAGCAUGAAGGGAACGUGCUGGCUGAACAUCCAAGAUGGCCGCUGUGAGGUCAACAUCAACGGCGCCACGCUCAAGUCCGAGUGCUGCUCUACACUGGGAGCUGCCUGGGGCAGCCCCUGUGAACGCUGCGAGAUCGACACUGCCUGCUCCAGAGGGUUUGCUCGUAUGAAGGGAGUCAACUGUGAAGACAUCAAUGAGUGUGAGGUGUUCCCGGGGGUGUGUACCAACGGGCGCUGUGUCAACACCCAGGGCUCCUUCCGCUGUGAGUGUGGCGAGGGGCUCACCCUGGACGGGAGUGGACGCACCUGCGUGGACGUGCGCAGUGAGCAGUGCUACAUGAAGUGGCACGAGGACGAGUGUGGUGAGCCGCUGCCCGGGCGCUACCGCGUUGACAUGUGCUGCUGCUCGGUGGGCGCGGCCUGGGGCAUUGACUGUGAGGAGUGUCCCAAGGCGGGCACCCCGGAGUACAAGGCCAUCUGCCCCAGAGGACCAGGCUUCGCCAACCGAGGAGACAUCCUGACUGGCAGACCCUUCUACAAAGAUGUAAAUGAGUGUAAGGUGUUCAACGGCCUGUGCUCCCACGGAACCUGUCGCAACACCAUCGGCAGCUUCAAGUGUCGCUGCAGCAGCGGCUUCGCCCUCACCAUGGAGGAGAGGAACUGCACAGAUAUUGAUGAAUGUCAUAUCUCUCCGGACCUGUGUGGCCACGGCACCUGCGUGAACACCCCUGGCAGCUUCGAGUGUGAAUGCUUCGAGGGCUACGAAAGUGGCUUCAUGAUGAUGAAGAACUGCAUGGAUAUUGAUGAGUGUGAGCGGAACCCUCUGCUGUGUCGAGGAGGCGCCUGUCUGAACACAGAGGGGAGUUACGAGUGUGAAUGUCCACCCGGACACCAGCUUAGUCCCGAUGGUUCCUCCUGCGAAGAUGUGAACGAGUGCCAGCUGAGUGACAACCUGUGUAAGAAUGGCCACUGUGUCAACAUGGUGGGGAACUACCAGUGCUCCUGUGACACGGGCUACCAGGUUACACCAGACAGACAGGGCUGUGUGGAUAUUGAUGAGUGUACCAUUAUGAACGGAGGCUGUGACACACACUGUACCAACUCAGAGGGCAGCUACGAGUGCAGCUGUAGUGAGGGAUACGCUCUCAUGCCUGACCUCAGGACCUGCGCUGAUAUUGAUGAGUGUGAGGACACCCCUGAUAUCUGUGAUGGAGGCCAGUGCACCAACAUCCCUGGAGAGUACCGGUGUCUCUGCUAUGACGGAUUCAUGGCCUCCAUGGACAUGAGGACCUGCAUCGAUGUGAAUGAGUGUGAGCUGAACCCUAACAUCUGUCUACAUGGGGACUGUGAGAACACCAAGGGAUCCUUCAUCUGUCACUGCCAGCUGGGUUACUUUGUUAAGAAGGGCUCCACCGGCUGCACAGAUAUUGAUGAAUGUGAGAUUGGGGCUCACAACUGUGACAUGCAUGCUGCCUGUCUCAACGUUCCCGGGAGCUUCAAGUGUCGCUGUCGUGAUGGCUGGGUGGGAGACGGCAUCAAGUGUGUGGACGUGGAUGAGUGUUCCACUGAGGAGCACAACUGUAAUCUCAACGCAGACUGUGUCAACACCCCUGGCUCUUACCGCUGUGCCUGCAAGGAGGGCUUCAACGGGGAUGGCUUCUCCUGCUCAGAUAUGGAUGAGUGUGCUGACAACGUGAACCUGUGUGAGAACGGCCAGUGUCUGAACGCUCCAGGGGGCUACCGCUGUGAAUGUGAGAUGGGCUUCACCCCCACCGAGGACAGCAAGGCCUGCCAGGAUAUCGACGAAUGUAACUUCCAGAACAUCUGUGUGUUUGGAACGUGUCAGAAUCUACCGGGGAUGUUCAGGUGUGUGUGUGACGACGGCUACGAACUGGACCGCAGUGGAGGAAACUGCACUGACAUUAACGAAUGUGCGGACCCUGUGAACUGCAUCAACGGCUUGUGUGUGAACACACCAGGAAGCUACCUGUGUAACUGUCCUCCUGACUUCGAGCUCAACCCUACUGGAGUGGGCUGUGUGGACACGCGAGUGGGCAACUGUUUCCUAGAUACGUUGGCGCGUGGCGACGGGGGCAUCUCCUGCAGUGCUGAGAUCGGCGUGGGCGUCACCCGCGCCUCCUGCUGCUGCUCCCUGGGAGGAGCCUGGGGAAACCCCUGUGAACUCUGCCCCCCCAUCAACUCCACGGAGUACAAGACACUGUGUCCCGGAGGAGAGGGCUUCAGACCCAACCCCAUCACUGUCAUCCUGGAAGACAUUGAUGAGUGUCAGGAGCUGCCAGGCCUGUGCCAGGGUGGUAACUGUGUCAACACCUUCGGCAGCUUCCAGUGCGAGUGCCCUGCAGGCUACUACCUCAACGAGGAGACACGCAUCUGCGAGGAUAUUGAUGAGUGCACAGCACACAUUGGAAUCUGUGGUCCUGGUACCUGCUACAACACCUUGGGGAACUACACCUGUGUGUGUCCUCCUGAGUACAUGCAGGUCAACGGAGGAAACAACUGCAUGGACAUGAGGAAGAGCGUGUGUUACCGCAAUUUCAAUGACACGUGUGAGAAUGAGCUGUCGUUCAACAUGACCAAGAAGAUGUGCUGCUGUGCCUACAAUGUGGGCAGGGCCUGGAACAAGCCCUGUGAAGCCUGCCCUACCCCUGCCACCUCGGAGUACCAGUUACUGUGUGGGAACCAGGCUCCUGGGUUCAUCAUAGACAUCCACACGGGCAAGCCCAUCGAUAUUGAUGAGUGUCGAGAGAUCCCGGGGAUAUGUGCCAACGGAGUGUGCAUCAACCAGAUAGGAAGCUUCCGAUGUGAAUGUCCCAUGGGUUUCAGUUAUAACAAUAUACUGCUCAUCUGUGAAGAUAUUGACGAGUGUAACAGCGGAGACAACCUGUGCCAACGCAACGCCAACUGUAUCAACAUCCCAGGGAGCUACCGCUGCGAGUGCUCACCAGGCUUCAGGCUGUCCCCCAGCGGGGCCUGCGUGGACCGUAACGAGUGCCAGGAGAUCCCUAACGUGUGUAGCCACGGAGAGUGUAUAGACACCCAGGGCAGCUACCGCUGUCUCUGUCACAACGGAUUCAAGGCUACCGCCGACCAGACCAUGUGCAUGGAUAUUGAUGAGUGUGACAGACAGCCGUGUGGGAACGGAACCUGUAAGAACACAGUGGGCUCCUACAACUGUCUCUGCUUCCCUGGCUUCGAGCUCACGCACAACAAUGACUGCAUGGACAUUGAUGAGUGCAGUGCGUUGGUGGGUCAGGUGUGUAGGAAUGGCCAGUGUAUCAACGGCCUGGGCUCCUUCCAGUGUCUCUGUCAGGAAGGCUACGAACUCACCCUAGACGGAAAGAACUGUGUUGAUAUCAAUGAGUGUGUGAGUCUUCCUGGGACCUGCUCUCCUGGAACCUGUCAGAACCUGGACGGAUCCUUCCGCUGUAUCUGCCCCAUUGGAUACGAGGUCCAGAACGACCAGUGUAUAGAUAUCAACGAGUGUGAGGUGGAGCCCAAUAUCUGCCAGUUUGGCACAUGCACCAACACCCCAGGAAGCUUCCAGUGUAUCUGCCAGAAUGGCUUCGUUCUGUCUGACAACGGACGCCGCUGCUUUGAUACCAGAGAGAGCUUCUGCUUCACCCGCUUUGAGUCUGGCAAGUGUUCUGUGCCCAAAGCCUUCAACACCACCAAGGCCAAGUGCUGCUGCAGCAAGAUGCCAGGCGAGGGCUGGGGGGACCCCUGCGAGCUGUGCCCACGCGAGAGCGAGGCGGCCUUUGACAGCCUGUGUCCCUAUGGCCAUGGAGCCCUGCCUGGACUAGGGGACGCCCGUGAGGAUAUGAAUGAGUGUCUGGACAACCCAGGCAUCUGUCAGAACGGUGUCUGUAUCAACACGGACGGAUCGUUCCGCUGCGAGUGUCCAUUCGGCUACAACCUGGACUACACCGGGGUCAACUGUGUUGACACUGAUGAGUGCUCUAUAGGGAACCCGUGUGGUAACGGGACCUGUACUAACGUGUUGGGAGGCUUCGAGUGCUCCUGUCAUGAAGGCUUCGAACCCGGACCUAUGAUGACCUGUGAAGAUAUCAACGAAUGUUCUCUGAACCCCCUGCUGUGUGCCUUCCGCUGUGUCAACACCUUUGGUUCCUACGAGUGCAUGUGUCCCUCGGGCUAUGUGCUGCGAGACGACCUCCGCAUGUGCAGAGACCAGGAUGAGUGUUCAGAGGGGCUGGAUGACUGUGACUCCAAGGGCAUGUCCUGUAAGAAUCUGAUUGGCAACUUUAUGUGUAUCUGCCCCCCUGGCAUGCAGCGCACACCUGACGGAGAGGGCUGCAUGGACCUGAAUGAGUGUCGUGCGAAGCCUGGCAUCUGUAAGAACGGGCGCUGUGAGAACAGAGUGGGAAGCUACCGCUGUGUGUGCAACGAAGGCUUCCAGCCCAGCUCCACUGGAACAGAGUGUAUCGAUAACCGACAGGGCUUCUGUUUCACCGAGGUGCUCCAGACUAUGUGCCAGCAGGGCUCCACCAACAGGAAUAGUGUCACCAAAUCUGAGUGCUGCUGCAACCUCGGACGUGGCUGGGGACCCCAGUGUGAGCUCUGCCCUCUGCCUGGCACCGUGCAGUACAAGAGGAUGUGCCCACUGGGACCCGGGUACACCACCGACGGCAGAGACAUCAAUGAGUGCACGGUGAUGCCAGACCUGUGUAAGAACGGCCAGUGCAUCAACACCAUCGGAUCGUUCCGCUGCCACUGCAACGUGGGUUAUACCACCGACUUCACCGGCACCUCCUGCAUUGAUAUGGAUGAGUGUUUUGCGUCUCCCAAGCCCUGUAACUUCCUGUGUAAGAACACAGAGGGCAGCUACCUGUGCUCCUGCCCCAGAGGAUACACCAUGCAGCCUGAUGGAAAGACCUGCAAAGAUCUGGAUGAGUGUUCCACUAAGCAGCAUAACUGUCAGUUCCUGUGUGUCAACACCAUUGGAGGGUUCACCUGCAAGUGUCCUGCGGGCUUCACCCAGCACCAAACCGCCUGUAUCGACAACAAUGAGUGUAAUGGGCAGAACAGUGUGUGUGGCUCCAGAGCCUCCUGUGUCAACACUCCCGGCAGCUUCAACUGUGACUGUGGGAAAGGCUUCUCUCUGGACACCACUGGCCUGGAGUGUGAAGAUGUGGAUGAGUGUGGUAGUAACCAUCGCUGUCAGCACGGCUGUCAGAACAUGAUGGGAGGUUUCCGCUGUGGCUGUCCUCAGGGCUAUGUACAACACUACCAGUGGAACCAGUGUGUGGAUGAGAAUGAGUGUUCGGGUGCGUCUGUGUGUGGCUCGGCCUCCUGCUACAACACCCUGGGCAGCUUUAAGUGUGUGUGUCCGUCCGGUUUUGACUUUGAGCAGGGAGGGGGCGGGUGCCAGGAUGUCAAUGAGUGUUCCAUGGGCAGUAACCCCUGCAGCUUCGGCUGCUCCAACACAGACGGAGGAUACCUGUGUGGCUGUCCUGGAGGAUACUACAGGGCUGGACAGGGUCAUUGUAUUACAGGCCAGGGCUUCCAGGACCAGUUUAGUUCUGAGGGAGAUGAUGAGGACAGUCUGUCUCCAGAGGCCUGCUACGAAUGUAAGAUCAACGGAGAUGUCGGCAAGAAGGGCCGACACAGACGUCACGCUGCUGGAGACAACGACCUCAAGGAGGUGAGCAUGGCCAGCCUAGACACCCAGGAGUCCAUCCCCAUGAACCUGAGCCUGGCCUCGCUGCACAACAAGGAGCCCCUGCUGGAGCUGCUGCCCGCCUUGGAGCCCCUGGAGCACCAUGUGCGCUACGUCAUCACCCACGGCAACCAGGGCGAGCACUUCCGCCUGCUGGAGCGCCACAAUGGGAAGAGCGUGCUGAGGUUGGGCAGGAAGCCACCUCCCCCCGGCUCCUACCGCCUGGAGAUUGCCAGUCUGCCACUGUUCGGGCCGCGGCGCCUCCGACAGCUGGAAGAUGAACAUGACAGCGACUACCUGCUGGGAGAGAUAGGAGACGCCCUGCGCAUCAAGCUGCACAUCCACCUGCACUGAGCUGCAAGUGCUCCAACCCUCCCUAACCUCCCUCCUUCCCGCCCAUGGACUAACCUUAUAAUGACCCCUCUGACCUUUGACCUUAACCCCAGGACCAUCCAACUAAUUGGGGGCUUUGAAAGACUGAGUCAACCAGCCCAACCACCACUUUUUAAUUGUCAAGUAUUUUAUUUUAUUUGUUACCCUGACUACCCACACCCCGCCUUACUGUAUCUACCCACCCCGGACCCACCCCGCCUACAGAUGUAAGAUCUUAAUUUGAGCCAGUUUGCUACAGCAGGAAAAUAAUCCUGCUGCAACAGGAAAUGUGAAAUA